Gadus morhua (Atlantic cod) is the source of this 2718-nucleotide messenger RNA. RefSeq names its product versican core protein-like. The record is from RefSeq and is a predicted model, not a curated record. The transcript is spliced from 8 exons. Bases 1 to 2718 code for a protein of 905 amino acids. Gene Ontology annotation, biological process: glial cell differentiation; cell adhesion; central nervous system development. Gene Ontology annotation, molecular function: hyaluronic acid binding. Lineage: Eukaryota; Metazoa; Chordata; Actinopteri; Gadiformes; Gadidae. Gene Ontology annotation, cellular component: synapse; perineuronal net.
AUGCUAUUAAAUAUAAAACAUAUCCUGUGGUUGUAUUGCCUCUGCCUAGCUGCACGGGGAACAGCUUCCAACACGCUGACCAUGUUGAAGCCUGUGAGCGGCUCCCUCUCGGGGAAGGUCACCCUGCCUUGCUUCUUCUCCAACCUCCCCACCUCCCCGCCCCACAUCAGCGCCAACGGCAGCACCGUCCUCAGCAGGGACUACCUGCGCAUCAAGUGGACCAAGAUGGUGGGCGAGGUGGAGUCCACGGUGCUGGUGGCCCAGAGCGGACUCAUCAAGAUCGGCUCCAGCUACCGCAACCGCGUGUCCGUGCCCAGCCACCCGGAGGACGUGGGCGACGCAUCGCUCACCAUGGUCAAGCUGCGCGCCAGUGACGCGGGCACAUACCGUUGUGAGGUCAUGUACGGCAUCGAGGACACCCAGGACACCGUCAGCCUCGAUGUCAACGGUGUCGUCUUCCACUACCGAGCGGGCGUCAGCAGGUACACCCUAGACUACGCCCAGGCCGUGCAGACUUGUCAGAAGGUCGGAGCCACCAUCGCCACGCCUGACCAACUGAAAGCGGCUUACGAGGACGGUUUUGACCACUGCGACGCGGGCUGGAUCGCAGGCCAGACAGUGAGGUACCCGAUCACCAAGCCUCGGCAUGGUUGCUUUGGUAACCUGAUGGGUAAACCCGGCGUCAGGACCUACGGAGUGAGGAAAGCCACGGAGACCUAUGACGUCUACUGCUUUGUAGACAAACUCCAUGGUGAAGUGUACUACACUCCAGGGACUCGCAAGAUGACCCUGAAGGAGGCAGAGGAAGAGUGCAAGAAGAGAAACGCUGUGCUGGCGUCCCCAGGCCAACUCCACGCCGCCUGGAGGCAGGGCCUGGACCAAUGCGACUACGGCUGGCUCUCCGACGGCAGCGCCCGGCACCCCGUGGCCAUACCCAGAAUGCAAUGCGGCAGAGGCCUGCUGGGUGUCAGAACCAUGUAUCGCUACAAGAACCAAACUGGCUUCCCGGACCCUUCUAAGAAGCUGGGAGCUUACUGUUUUGGAGGACGCAAAGAGGGGAUCCACCAGACCUCCAUUUUGGACAUGUCUCUACUCGAACUGACAACCCCCUCACCAGUGCAAAAGUCAUCGACCACCGGCGCCCCACCCAGCUCGACCACCACCCUGUCCCCAGUGGAGAGCAGCACCUCCACCCUCGCGCCUAGCUCUGAAACUGUAACAGCCGAGGAGGAGGAGAAGUCUGGGGAAUCGUCCUCCAUGUUCUCCACCAGCAUGGCUCCACCUCAUCCAACUCCUUCGGGCGCUGAGGUCAUGGAAGAGCUCCUGGUCACCACCACCAUGCCACUCUCAGCCGCCACCGAGGAGACGGAGGAUGAUGCCGCCUUCACCAAGACCGCCACCCUCGCUGACAGUGUGGAAGACUCCGAAAGCGGGAGCGACACCCGGACGACGGACGUGCAACGCGGGACCGUCUCUCCGGCGCCAUGGGCCACAUCAGAAAGCAGUCUGGGUACACACGCCACCGCCGUCUACACCCAUGACACGGAAACAGAGCCCCUUUCCUGGCCCACCGAGGAACCAGACGACCAUGAGGAGAUUCAUGUCGGCACCGUGCAACCGCACUUCCUCUUAGAGCAAGCUCCCACCGGCACCGAACCCAUGUUUGCUGUCGGGAAGACGGAGGAGACAGUCCUGGAACCAGGGGUCCCCACGGAGAUGACUGGGCUCUAUGACACUCUCACGACAGACACUGCCGAAGGGACCUCAGAAGAGCUGGUCAGCUUCACUGAUUCAACCACAACAAUCCCAGAGACGUAUUGGCCGGACCCUCAGGAUUAUAGUCCAGACCCCUUUGAUGAAUUCGAGCCUGGGAUACCCCUGGAGGGACCGCCGCCAUUUGAAUCGUCAAAGGCUGGCCAGAAGGAGCACACAACCCUAGAGCCAACUGUACCCCCUGUGACUGACACCACUUUUAUGUGCAACACAAGAGGCGGCACCGAGUGGGACACAGAGGGGGACACCACCACUCAAGUGUCGCCCACCACACCUUCAUCCAGCGAGGAAGCCAGAACGCCAGCAGUUGUGUACAAGGAAGGCGACGUGACAAUCACGGCUACCAUGACGACGACGACACCUCAGCCUCCGGGUGUGACGUCAAGGAGGCCUCACUCCGAACACACGACCGCCCCCACUUCCAACGUCGACAGUGAACCCCCCAGCGACGAUCGGGUCACGUCUGCGUCAAGCGUCCGAGUGUUCGAUGAGUCCCAGGCCAAGAUUCCAGAUUCCGGCCCGCAGGUCCUGACAGGAGAUGAGGAAACAGCAACGGCUAUUGAUGCAGAGUACCUGAUAUCUUCUACCAGAGCCUCAACCCUAGAGCACCCGACACAGGCUGCAGGGUCUUUGGUGGUAGAGGGACAAACUACCCAGCUCACGACUGAAAAGCAGGAACAGGAGUUGGAUGCAGGUGAGGAGCACCAGGCCCCUGUCAGCCCUCUGAUACCAGAUGAGAGCAGCUUUUUCUCGGGGGACGCUGAGCCCAUUCAUGUCUGCUGUCACAACUGUAUCUUCCCUGGCAAGCACAGCGGGACCAUCAACAGUGUCAUCAGAUACUGUAGUGGAUAUUUCAAAUCAGACAGUGAUGCCAUCAACAUAUGUUGCCUCAGAUGUCACAAACACCAGUUCCAUAACCAGCUCUCAAAGUUCAACAUCACCUGA